Molecule: messenger RNA, 577 nt
Organism: Sesamum indicum (sesame)
Lineage: Eukaryota; Viridiplantae; Streptophyta; Magnoliopsida; Lamiales; Pedaliaceae
Source: RefSeq, a predicted model, not a curated record
UUUUUAUCUAACGUGUGUUGCGUUUAGAGACGUUCUUCGCUUCAAAUGUCCGUUGUAUCAUUUUUUCUACUACUUGUUCUAUGCUUUUCGUUCCAUGCAUGCAAUGCUCGAAUUCUUCGAGCUUCAGUUUCCAGUGAUUUAACAAAAGAAUUUCAGUAUUCGAACAGUACGAAAAAUGAUGAGAAGCUGAAUCCAGGGAGUUCUUCCACAAAACCUGACGGGAAAAAUCCAGUGAGAGAUGCUCCUGGAGACAUAGCAAUGGAGGUGGAUAAGAUGAAUGGUGGAUAUGAUCAUGCGGCUGGAAAGAGGCAUUUCAAGGAGAAAAGCGAUCGAGUGAAAGGAUCAGAGGGAGGAGAGAGUGAGUCUCUAUCGUCCGUUUCGAGGAGGGUAGCUCAUAGGAAAAGCGGGGGGAAGGAACCAGGAUUUAACCUGGAUUAUCUGCCACCAAGAACGCAUCCUCCUGUCCACAAUUGAUCAGCCUAGCUGCUUGGUCAUGAUCGGAUGGCCGUGAUUUGGGAUUGAUGAGGGUAUUAAUUUUGCUAUUUGUAUAUUGGAUAGUAUUUCCAUUUUUUUUAAG